AUGGUUAAGGCUAGAAAAAUCGCCAUAGUCGGCUCGCGGUCCGUUGGCAAGCUGUCCAUGACGGUUCGCUAUGUCGAAGACCACUUUGUUGAGUCGUACUACCCUACUAUCGAAAACCAGUUUUCAAAGACCAUCAACUACAAGAACCAGGAAUAUGCCAUAGAGAUCUUGGACACUGCGGGUCAGGAUGAGUUUUCCAUCAUGAAUGAGAAACACCUCAUUGGUAUCCAUGGAUACCUUCUUGUCUACUCUGUAACAUCACGCCAGUCGUUUGAAUUGAUUGACGUUAUCCGUGACAAGAUUCUUAAUCUGAUUGGCUCCGACUCCAUUCCCAUGGUUUUGAUUGGUAAUAAGUGCGACUUGAACUUCCAAAGACAAGUGGAGACCUCGGAAGGAGAGGAGUUAGCACGCAAGUUCAAAUGUAACUUCUUGGAGACGUCUGUGUGUGACAACAUCAACGUCAAGAAGUCGUUUGAAUCCUUAAUAGACGAAAUUGAGCGCAUCCAGAAUCCUGAGGUGGCUAAGCAGGAGAAGUGCGUCAUUAUGUGA
This is a messenger RNA of Sungouiella intermedia, 549 nucleotides long. Lineage: Eukaryota; Fungi; Ascomycota; Pichiomycetes; Serinales; Metschnikowiaceae. The record is from the annotation of a GenBank genome assembly.